Molecule: messenger RNA, 2827 nt
Organism: Drosophila elegans
Lineage: Eukaryota; Metazoa; Arthropoda; Insecta; Diptera; Drosophilidae
Gene: Pka-C3
Product: cAMP-dependent protein kinase catalytic subunit 3
Exons: 8
Coding region: 891-2414 (507 amino acids)
Biological process (GO): protein phosphorylation
Molecular function (GO): ATP binding; protein serine/threonine kinase activity
Source: RefSeq, a predicted model, not a curated record
AGUUUCGUGCAAAACGUGGAAGCGGCUGGUCAACCCAAGAAAAAAACACCACAGAAUCAAGCUAAAGAAAAUUGGAAAACUCGGCAUUGGUCUAAAGGUUUCGCAGAAAAAAAAACAAUUCAAAUUGCCCGAACGUUAGUUUUGAUUAAUAACGUUUAGCAGCAGUAGUUUGCAUAGUGCUGGCUAAACGCAGAGACUAACGAAAAACAAAGAAAAACUGCAGGCUGCGGCUGCCAAACCGGAAAUUCUAGAUCUCUUGGAUCUCACGAUCCCAGCGCAUAAACAAAACAAACAAAACAAAGCGGCACUUUUUGCAACAAAAAACGAUCAAAAAAAAAACCAAACGUAAGAAAAACCCACGAAAAAAGUGACACAAAUAAAGCAAAGCGCGAUCGGUGUGUCCAGUCGAUCUGGUACACCUAUAAUACCACCAUAUACCUCUACCUUUACCUAUACCUAUAGGCCCCCUGAGAAACGCUGAGUGUUGAGUUUAUUUCUGUUUCUGUUUCUGUGUCGGCUUCAGCUUUUUUUUUGUUAUUAUUGCUGGCCAAAAACGAAGGAGAACGAAAAAUCGUCGGCAAAUCGUGGAAAAUCGUGCGCUCUUAAAGUAACAUAUUUAUUUUUAACAAUUUCGCAAGCGUUCAAAUUUUGCUCCAGCAAAAAAUCAGAACUCAGAACUCAGAAUUCAGAAACCAGACAAUCGCAAAGCAGAACAAAAACAAUAAAUAGAUCGGCGGCGCGAUCGUUAAGAAAAACCAAAACAGCGGCGGCAACGGCCGGCGACUUUGGCUCUUAAAAUUAAGUUUGUUGGGAAAUCGACAGGAGAUAAAGGGGCGAAAGGAAGUCCGGCGAGGAUACACGGGGAACCGCUGGCGAGGAUUGCUAGAGAGAUGUCCACGGCGACUUGUGCCCGCUUCUGCACGCCUUUGACAUCCGGCACGGCAGGAUCCACAUCAAAAUUGACAACCGGAAACGGAAGCGGCAACAUGACGUCAUCGUACAAGAAGAAAAUUCCAUCAAACAGCAGCGGCAGCACACAACAAACAACAGCGAAUGACAGCAGCAACACAGAGACCACAUUCACAUUCAAAUUGGGCCGCUCGAACGGAAGGAGCAGCAGCAACGUGGCCUCCAGUGAGUCAUCCGAUCCGCUGGAGUCCGACUACAGCGAGGAGGACGCGGAGCAGGAGCAGCAGCUGCCGGAUCCGGCGACCAACAGCCGGAGCAGCAGCACCACCACCACCACCAGCAGCUCCGCUGACCACGACAAUGACGUCGACGUCGACCAGGAGGAUGAGGAGGACGACGACGACGACGAGGAGGAGAGCAACGGACGGGACGCGGACGAGGCUACCCACGAUUCCAGCGAGAGCAUCGAGGAGGACGACGGCAAUGAGACGGACGACGAGGAGGACGACGACGAGUCCGAGGAGAGCAGCGUUCAGACCGCGAAGGGAGUGCGCAAAUACCACUUGGACGACUACCAGAUAAUCAAAACAGUGGGCACUGGCACCUUUGGACGAGUGUGCUUAUGUCGGGAUCGCAUUUCGGAGAAGUACUGUGCCAUGAAGAUUUUGGCCAUGACCGAAGUCAUUCGUCUCAAACAGAUUGAACACGUAAAGAACGAGCGGAAUAUAUUGCGCGAAAUACGACAUCCGUUUGUCAUCAGUCUGGAAUGGUCAACAAAGGAUGACUCAAAUCUGUAUAUGAUAUUUGACUACGUCUGCGGUGGAGAGCUGUUCACAUAUCUGCGGAAUGCGGGAAAAUUCACUAGUCAAACUUCCAAUUUCUACGCGGCUGAAAUUGUCAGUGCCUUGGAAUACCUGCAUUCCCUGCAAAUUGUGUACCGCGAUCUGAAGCCAGAGAAUCUACUGAUCAAUCGGGAUGGCCAUUUGAAAAUCACAGAUUUUGGAUUCGCCAAAAAGCUGAGGGAUCGCACUUGGACAUUGUGUGGAACACCCGAGUAUAUAGCACCCGAAAUAAUACAGUCCAAGGGCCAUAAUAAGGCCGUAGAUUGGUGGGCAUUGGGAGUUCUCAUAUACGAAAUGCUCGUCGGCUAUCCACCUUUCUACGAUGAACAACCCUUCGGCAUUUACGAGAAGAUACUGAGCGGUAAAAUUGAGUGGGAGCGUCAUAUGGAUCCCAUUGCCAAAGACUUGAUCAAAAAGCUGCUGGUGAAUGAUAGAACCAAGCGACUGGGCAACAUGAAGAAUGGCGCCGAUGACGUGAAGAGGCAUCGCUGGUUCAAGCACUUGAAUUGGAAUGACGUCUACAGCAAGAAACUAAAGCCACCAAUUUUGCCCGAUGUACAUCACGAUGGGGAUACCAAAAAUUUUGAUGAUUAUCCCGAGAAGGAUUGGAAACCCGCCAAGGCAGUAGACCAAAGAGAUUUGCAGUACUUCAAUGAUUUCUAAAUAAGAGAAGAGAAAUCGUCGUUUUUUGUUUUCUGUUGAAAAUUGUUUUAAUUUGCGACAGCAAGAACAUUCAUUAUUUAUACUGGCAAUUAAGUGUUUAUAGUGCUGUGCUAAUGCAAUGAUAUGUAAAGGUACAUAUAUCUAUAUCUAAACUAUAUUAUAAUAUACGACUAUACAUAAACAUACACACAUACAUAGUAAGCCUAAGUUUAUACCCUUAAUGUUAUAUCUAGCAAGUGACGUCUAUAAUUAUUUAUAUAUAUUUAAUUGUUUAAAUGUUCAAAUUGCGAGCAGUCCCUAAACCCAAAAAGAAAUAUCUAUAAAAGUACUGCUAAAGUACAGUAAAGAGUAUAUUAUUAAAAAAACAAAAAAAUAUUAACGUAAAACGUUGAAUAAAGUGAUACAAAUUGAAA